Messenger RNA from Platichthys flesus (European flounder), 2547 nucleotides. RefSeq names its product peptidase D (gene pepd). The transcript has 15 exons. Gene Ontology annotation, molecular function: metalloaminopeptidase activity; manganese ion binding. The record is from RefSeq and is a predicted model, not a curated record. Lineage: Eukaryota; Metazoa; Chordata; Actinopteri; Pleuronectiformes; Pleuronectidae. The coding region runs from base 59 to 1531 and encodes 490 amino acids.
CACGAACAAAACCCACGUGAGUUGUGUCAGCACGUGACAGUUCAGACCCGGAAUCAACAUGGCUGCAGCUGCACAACCUGUCUUCUGGCUGGGUAAAGACACCCUGAGGGUGUCUGCUGCCCUUUUUGCAGAGAACCGACGAGGACUGUGCAGAGGGCUGAGAGCUACAGACGGAUUGGUGCCAAAGUCAGUGGUGGUGCUGCAGGGUGGAGAGCAGACCCAGAGGUACUGCACUGACACAGACGUCCUUUUCAGACAGGAGUCCUUCUUCCACUGGGCCUUUGGAGUAACUGAGGCUGACUGUUACGGGGCCAUUGAUGUGGACUCUGGGAAAUCCAUCCUUUUCGUUCCCAAACUGCCUGACAGCUAUGCCACCUGGAUGGGAGAGAUCUUUACUAAAGAGCACUUCAAGGAGAAGUACGCUGUUGAUGAGGUGCAAUACACCUGUGAUAUUGUUGAUGUCCUGAACAAGCUGACACCAGCAGUGCUCCUAACACUGCGAGGAAAGAAUACAGAUAGUGGGAGCACCUGCCGUGAAGCCUCCUUUGAAGGAAUUAGUGGGUUCCAAGUGAACAACACUCUCUUACACCCAGUCAUUGUGGAAUGCCGUCUCAUUAAGAACGAUAUGGAGCUGGAGGUCCUCCGCUACACCAACAGGAUUUCCAGUGAAGCCCACAAAAUGAUCAUGAAGAAUGUAAAACCUGGACAGAAAGAAUAUGAAAUGGAGAGCCUGUUCCAGCACUACUGCUACACUAAAGGAGGGAUGCGUCACACCUCCUACACCUGUAUCUGUGGAACGGGCCAUAAUUCCUCCGUUCUCCACUACGGCCAUGCUGGGGCUCCCAAUGACAAGUUAAUCAUGGAUGGAGACAUGUGUUUGUUUGACAUGGGUGGAGAGUACUACUGCUACUCAUCAGACAUCACUUGCUCCUUCCCAGCCAACGGCAAGUUCACUCCAGACCAGAGGGCUAUCUACGAGGCCGUCCUCAAGUCCUCCAAAACUGUCAUGGCUGCCAUCAAACCAGGUGUAAAGUGGACUGACAUGCACCGUCUGGCUGACCGGGUUCACCUGGAGGAGCUGGUGAAGAUUGGCAUCCUGAAUGGCAGUGUGGAGGACAUGAUGAAGGUCUUCCUAGGCUCCAUCUUCAUGCCCCACGGACUGGGACACCUGCUGGGCAUUGAUGUGCACGACGUUGGAGGCUACCCUGAGGGGGUUGAGCGCAUCGAUGAGCCUGGACUGAGGAGUCUUCGAAUGGGCCGUCUGGUGCAGGAGAGGAUGGUCCUCACCGUGGAGCCCGGCAUAUACUUCAUCAACCACCUGCUGGACCAGGCCCUGGCCAAUCCCGCCCAGAGCUGCUUCAUCAACAACCAAGUGCUGGCUCGAUUCAGAGGCUUUGGAGGGGUUCGCAUUGAGGAUGACAUAGCAGUGACAGCAACUGGUAUGGAGCUGCUGACCUGCGUCCCUCGCACUGUGGAGGAGAUCGAGGCUUUCAUGGCCGACCCUGAAAAAAGCUUCAGCCCCGUCGUCUGAAGUGAAUGGCUCUGAAUGACAUUGCUCAUAACAUCUGAGCUGGUCAAUGAAACAAGUUAUUACUCUCAUAUCUCACUUGCAUAACAAACACAAUCAAGCUUAUAAUUAAAGGUACUAUAAGUAAGUGUUUUGGUUUAAAACAGUAGAAAAUGAAGUGCAAUUAUCAACAGAAUUUGAAGAAAUGUUUGAUGUUAUGUCGAAAGACUUUUUGUGUAUAAUGUCGCCGAAAGAUAUUCCCAGCUACCCAUUCUUUUUGAUACAAAAUCACCAUACAUCAAGAGGUGAUAGCAAAGCCAGACAAGUUGUAAGAACAUUCAACAAUUGUAAUGAAACCUUGAUAGAAGUGCUAGUAACAUUACAUGGCAGUUGAAUGACACAUAUCCUGACCCUCCCGAACAUUGCAGCCACUUUGUAACAGCCACAUGAGAAACAUUUCAAUCCAAUUGAGUUGCCACACUUACACAAGCAAAACCUUGUACAUCCAUUGUGUAACAUUUGAGGGGGAAAUAAAUUCAGCUGUUUAGAUGCCAAUUCAAAAACUUACAUGUAGCCCUUUAAGAAAUAAAAUCAACACAUGACAAGAUUUCUAACAAGCAAAAACAUGAACUUUCAUAUUGUAUCUUUAUAAUGUAGAUUUUUUUCAAUGGUCACUUUAAGGCAGUGGUAGGAACCUUUUUCCUAUCAGGGCCAUUUCACUUUUUAUAUCAUCCUUUGCAGCCAGGCUAAAUAGUUGAAUAAGAGCAGAUUGACCUUUCAUGCAAAGCUUUAACUGCUGCUCUUUGGCAAGUCUUCUGAUGUCAGAUGGUAGUGAUUACGCUACUCACGCUUAUACUUAGCCAGAACAAAUCCUCACCUUCAGAAGUGCCAUGUUUAGCUUUUCCUCCUCGGUUAUAUGAUCUGUACCCAGAAACAGAAUGAAAAGUGAAAGGGAAAGAAUGUCUUUUUUAAUAAUUCUUACUCUGUGCUUCUUUGUAAACAUUGAUUUGAGAUGUCAAAUUAAACAUUUUAAUUUGCAA